Alosa sapidissima (American shad) is the source of this 2514-nucleotide messenger RNA. RefSeq names its product interleukin 17 receptor E-like (gene il17rel). The transcript has 18 exons. Bases 197 to 1930 code for a protein of 577 amino acids. NCBI's taxonomy places the organism in Eukaryota, Metazoa, Chordata, Actinopteri, Clupeiformes, Clupeidae. Gene Ontology annotation, molecular function: interleukin-17 receptor activity. The record is from RefSeq and is a predicted model, not a curated record.
CAUAACUUUCUUGAGAUUUGUUUGGUACAGGUUGCCAGGACUGUUAAGAAAUACUAUUAGAGAUAUUUAACAGGAAUAUUAAUACUUGCCACCCCUGAAAACCAGGUUUUAUUUAAAAUGAAUUGAAGAUCAUUUCACUUUAUUCCACUGUUAGGACAGGUGUCUGAUUAGACAGUAUAGCAAAGCUUAAGACAAGAUGAGAUCUGCUGUAUUGUGGCUCCUAAGUCUCUACAGUUGUCUGUCACAUGGUUACAGGAUUGAGACCAUCCAGCGUUGUGGAUCACACUGUAAUCAGGGAUUGCGCUGUAAAACAAAGUCUGACUUAUAUUUUCCACAAUGCAAGAAACCUCCCAAAGGCCUCCAAGACAAUGUGUCCCUCGACAUGAGUGUCUCUACAGUAAUGAAAUGUGAAGGGCCACAGCAGUGCUCACUUUUCCUCCAAGUGAGGAGUACUUUGUUGAUGAAUGAACAUGUGAAGGGUGUUUCCAUAUGCACAGUUGCAGCAGGCAUGAUGGAACGCUGCAGGACCCAUACCUUCCCUAAAGCAGUUCGGAAGCACCUCAGUACACAGCAGGUUCAAGUUCAAGACAACUGCUUUGAAGUGGCUGUAGGACAAAACGUCCAUGUUACACUGAAAACAAGCCCUGAUUUCUGUCAUUUGAGUGUUUCCAAAACCUACAAUGUUCCAGGAUGCAACCACGCUGAUCUUCAAAACAACAUCCCAGAAUGCAUUGUAGGGAAAAUCACAUACCAGCUGGACACUGAGAGAAGAGCGCUGUCUGUAUCAGUGACCAACAUGCUGGAGAACACAGACUACAACCUCAGGCUGUGUCACAAGGGAUACUUCUGUCGUGGAACUGGAACCUAUGUACUUUUAAAAAAGGAAGAUCCGAUAAAGAAUGUGACACUGCAGUAUGCCAGACCACUGCCUUGUUUGUGUAUUGAGGGUUGGUCCUCUGUGUUUGAUGCACCUCGAGUACAAGUCUGUCCCUUUAAAAAUAAUAUGGAGGAGUUGUGGUCAGGCGUGGCCUUUGAUUCAGUAGAGCAGAUGUUAUCAUGGGAACCGGCAUGUCAGACUGACGUUGAUGUCACUUUGUGUCAAAGAAACGGAGAGGUCUGUGAGAAUCUGCCCAAAGCCACGCAAUCUGUUUCCAAGACGAAGGUUUUGUUCUCCACAGUGGAUCCACACCCACAACUUUGCAUGAAGUUUACUACAAAAACAGCUACCUGGAUAAAGUGUCCAUUUGCUGGCAGUGGUUUUACAGCAUGGGACAUAGGAGUGGCCAUGGAAAAUGGCAAGACGCAGCUGGUAGUGACAUCAAAGAUCAGACCUACGCUUUUGAUAAGUUUCUGUCACAUGACUGGGCCCUCAGCAUGUGAGGAAAACAAAGAUGCUAUCACCCUCAAUGUUGAGAAAUAUCAAUCGGUGGUACCCAACCUCACCUUCAGCAUGUGUGGUCAAAAUUGUUGCAUUCAGGUAAAAAGAGUUGAUGUGAAGUAUGCCGCCACAAUUCUCCACUGUGACUUCAAAUCCUUAGCUCCGACUGGAGAGGCACCAGCCUUUGCGCCCACCAGUAGCCACUGGGAGACUGUGUGGAUAGUUGCACCAGCUGUGGGACUGCUGACUGCACUACUCGUGGUGCUCUUCGUGGUUGGAAUCGCACUCACAACUAUCAUACUUUAUCUGAGACUAUGCGGUGGGACGUUGUGCAGCAAUGUUGGUGCUGGUCAACUUAAUGCUGCCCAAUGCUCAGCAUCUGUUUAUUCAAGGUCAAAGUCAUUUAUUGCAGGCUCAGUGAAAUCUUCUCCAUCUUCUCCUCAAAAAGCACUGCCACGCAUUUACUAUAAUUACCCAACUACUGAGGAUAAUUUUGAGAAUGAAAAUAAAAAUAUAUUGAAUUGGGUCAAAAAAGAUUUAACAGCAGUUUAAUUGUAUUUCUGUCACUGUAAUGUCACUACUUCAUGUGGGUGAGUUUUUCAUUUAAGCCUGCAAGGAUCCAAGAAUUGUUCAAACUAGUGUACGUUCAAACCUAAUUUGAGAGUGUAACCCAUUUAUGAUAUAUUUUUUGUAGUUGUAGUUGUAGUCUUCAAACAUUUCAGCAUUUCAACACUUCUAGUCAUGUCUGGCUUGAUGAAAGACAUUUGUGAAUUGAGAGCCUGGUAUGGUUAUCUGAUUCAGUAUGUACAUAAGCAUUGCACUAGAAAUUGUAUGAAAGAUUUAUUUUUGUUAUCUAUUUUUUAAAGUUUAUAUUUAUUUAUUCAUAUAUUCAUGAUGGGUCAUCUGAGAGUAAGAAUAGCUCUUUUACAGUGGCACUCUGAGAGAAUGACCACUGAAACCCUAAAGGUGUAGUCCACCAUUCUAAUCCCAUACACCUCUUUGUUCAUACACUGACACAGGUCUUUUAAUGGUAAACAAACAUAGUGUCUUGGACCGCGCUAUAAACAACUCCACCUACGGCAUGGUGCUCUAGGUGCAUGGAAGGAUGGGAAGGAUAAUGUCAUUGCUGUAUUGAG